AUGGAGAACGAUUCACAGUGUUUGUUUGCUGAUGUCAGUGGAUGUACUGGAACAACUACGUCUUGUCGUUAUUUAUGUGAAACCCCUUCUACUACUGAAGAUUCAUCAUAUUUAUAUGGAGCACAAACAAGAAUUGAGAGUCUUUUGUUGUACUACGGGAAAUUCGACACAACUCCACACAACAUCGAGAAGUAUCACGUGUGCAAUGGUCACUUGUUGUCGAUUCAACCAUCACUUUUCAAGAAUUGCUGUUUGUGCAAACCUUUAGGUCGUUCAAAAUGCAGUAAAAGCGGACUCCGCACAAUAUCGAAGCUGUAUGCAUUUGCAGCAUGGAAAAAAAAUGCAAUUCGUCGUUCAUUUGGACGGAAAAUGUGCACACAGUGCCGCAAUAAUCUUGAAAAAUAUUUUUCGAAUGAUGACAUAAAAAGAGAAUGUGAUGAAGUUUUCCAAUGGUUAUAUGAUCCUGGUCUUACUCACACUUCAUCAGCCGCCAGUUCUGAUUAUCAAGAUCGUUUAUCUGAAUCUUUCCAUCAGCUAAUGGCAGAGCAAAAGCAAGACUGCUUGAAAAAUCUACUUGACGAAAUUGCUUUUCAAGGGACACUGCUAACAACAGCGUCAUUCGUCAGUCUUCAAUCAUCAAGCAAAACACGGUUUAUACGAAAGGCAACCAAGGUUUUGAAAUCCAUUUUGGGUAUUAUGGCGCCAAACGAUAAUGUUGAUGAUGUGUGGAACGCCGGCAUCGAAAACUUUAAAUUUCCAAUUAACCAGAGUUUGGAUAAAAACUCACAUUUGAUAUUGACGAGCUUUGCUGAAGCAUACAAUAAUGCAUGCCAUUGGACAGUUCGUCAGCAAAUUUUAUCGAUAAUUGCAAGAGAUGUCUCGCUUCAAACUCUCCUCGUAUACAUUCCUGGUGUAACAAAGUAUCGUUUUAUUCGAGCCAGAAAACAUUGUCUUGGUGAAGGAAAAGGUGUAGUCGUUGACAUUACAAGGAAUCCAACCGUACGGUAUGACGAUUAUCAAUUAUCACACUUCAUUGAAUUCAUAGUUUCACCUCAUAUAUGUUCUGAUCUUCCUUUUGGCGAGAAACAAUUGAAAUUGGCUACUGGCGAAGUACUUAUUAUUCCGAUGACAAUUCGUAACUUGGCACCAAAACGCAUUAUUGAUCAGUAUUAUAAAUAUUGCGAAGAAUAUUAUGGCAAUUCAUUUCGUCCAUUGGGUGAAAGCACACUUUUCUCGAUACUCCAUGAAUGUACCGCAUCAACACGUCGGUCUCUUCAAGGUUUAGACAGUUAUUCAGCUGAAGGAUCAACAGCGUUUGAUUGUUUAAUUUCAAUUGUGGAAGAGCUGUCUGCACUAGGUUUGCCUGCACAUCACGUAGCUUCUUUGAAGAAAGAUCUUCAAGAGAGCCGAAAUUAUCUGAAAUCCGAUUACAAAGUUCAUGUUUCAUGUAGCAAUCAAGUAGCCGAUCAUUGCACAACAUAUGCGCUUAGUAGCACUGAUAAUAAGUGUUGGAAUCAAACGUGCGAUCACCACCAUGACCAACAAUGUGAUCGAUGUGAAUUAUUGAAAAUCAGUUUGGCAAAAAUUGAAAUGUUCAUAGAACAGUACCAGAUGGAUUCAUCUUUACGUGAUCGUCUUCUUCAUCGGUUGAAACAACAAACUCAAUAUAUUUUGGAGUGGAAAGCGCACCUUUUGCGUACUAUUCAUCAAGACCAACCUCGUGUGAACAUUUUAGAAAAUCUUGAUCACGAAACUGCCAUAAUUCACGUAGACUGGGCAAUGAAAUGGCUUCCAACGAAGUAUAGAGAAUCUACUAAAGAUCAUUUUGCGAAGAGAGGCUUAUCUUGGCAUCUUGCUUACGUAAUUCGCAAUAAUUCUCAAGUAUCGGCAAGCUCUCUUGAUGAAUCAUUUAAUUCACAACCAUCAAUCCAUAGUCAAAAUCCAGAUAACAACAAGUAUGAACAUAAAGUUUUUUGCCACGUUUUCGAUCAGUGCGUUCAAAACGGAAAAACUGUCGUUUCAAUCAUUCGUCAUAUAUGUUUACGUCUUCAACAGUCAUCACCAAAUAUCAAAUUUAUCCAUUUGAGAUCCGAUAAUGCUGGAUGCUAUCAUGGUGGCGAGGCGUUGCUAAGUCCUGUUCAAUUGUUCAAAGAGACAGGUGUAUGGAUAAAAUCUAUCGAUUUUUCUGAUCCUCAAAGUGGAAAAGGACCAUGUGAUCGAUUAGCAGCUGUCAUCAAGUGCUUCAUUCGUCGAUUCAUUAAUGAAAAAAACGAUUGCACCAAUGCCAUCGAAUUUAUCAAAGCUGCAGAAAAUACAAAAGGCGUUGAAUACUACGUAUGUGAAUUGGAGCAUGUGCACACUGAUAAGAUCAAAUGGAACGGCGUGAAACAAAUCAACAAUAUUGAGUACAUACAAGGUGAAAGAGAGCAAUCUGUUGAAGCAUCAACGAAAGUUCGUAUGUGGCAAUCUUGGAAAAUUGGUCCAGGCAAAGUAUACCGAUGGGAAGAUUUUGAAAAUGUUGUUGUUAAAAUUUGUCCUCUAAAAAUAAUUGCAUCCAAAAAUGUUGCAAUAUCAUGGGUUGAAGAUUCCAGUGAAAAAGGUGUAAAUGAUAUCAAUCAUGGUUCGGAUAGUAGCAGCGAUGAUACAGAAACAAAUGAAGACGAAACUGAUGAUCUAUCAGACACGAAUCAAACGUCUGAUAAUGAAUUAUUUGGAUGUCCUGUCGACGGCUGUGUUGCUAGUUAUCGUUACUAUACUCAUCUUCUUCGUCAUUGUACAAUAGGAAAACAUCAAAUGAAGCUUGAAAAAUACUCACUCAUCGAUAAAAGCAAAAUGCUUUUUCAUCAAAAGCUGACAACCAACACUCCACAUACGACACCUUUGUUGUCCAUUACUGUAAUUCCUUUUGUUAAUAAUGCAAUGAUCCCUCAGCUUACUGAAGGUUGGGCUUUACAAAAGAAUAAACCAACGAUUCGUUUCAACGAGAAACAAAGACAAUUCCUCCAAGAAAAAUUUAACCAAGGCGUUGAAACAGGGAUGAAAUGGGAUCCAGCAAAAGUUGCAUUGGAAAUGGAAACAUCAACCAGUAAUGGAAACUAUAUUUUCACUAACGAUGAAUGUCUUACGCAAGGUCAAAUAAAGAGUUAUUUUUCCCGUUUGGCCGCGAAACGACGAACUGCUCACCCAUCACCCGAUGGGAAUACAAACUCAAGUGUCAAGUCAUCUCCAUCUACAUUCACCAGCACAAUAGAAAAUAACAAUACUCAAUCCGAAUCUUUAGCUGAUGUAGAUGAAUCAAGCGACGAUGACGAAGUCGAUAAUGAACGCGAUUUGGAAAUUUACUCAUGGCGCAAUAUUCUUGAUGAAGCUCGUGGUAUCAUCGAUCGUACAUUGAACUCUGCUGCCACUGCAUCGCCGAGCACAACACCGACAACCAAGCGAAAGUCAAUAGUCGACAUCUCAAAGCAAAACAAGCAUAAGCACAAAUAA
Molecule: messenger RNA, 3489 nt
Organism: Adineta ricciae
Lineage: Eukaryota; Metazoa; Rotifera; Eurotatoria; Adinetida; Adinetidae
Source: the annotation of a GenBank genome assembly